This is a messenger RNA of Postia placenta MAD-698-R-SB12, 1237 nucleotides long. RefSeq lists its product as hypothetical. The record is from RefSeq and is a predicted model, not a curated record. Bases 35 to 799 code for a protein of 254 amino acids. The transcript is spliced from 4 exons. Gene Ontology annotation, molecular function: oxidoreductase activity. NCBI's taxonomy places the organism in Eukaryota, Fungi, Basidiomycota, Agaricomycetes, Polyporales, Adustoporiaceae.
UUGCUGUUCUCACACUCACCAGUUGAACACCGCUAUGGCUCUCCCUCUCACAGGCAAAGUCGCAGUCGUCACAGGCUCAUCACGUGGGAUCGGAGCAGCCAUUGCGCGCAAACUCGCCGCUGACGGCGCAAAUGUUCUCAUAAAUUACGCGUCGGACGCGGCUUCCGCGGCGUCAGUCGUCGACUCAAUAAACAGCGCGUCCGCAUCAGGGUCGGGGAGAGCGAUCGCGGUGCAGGCGGAUGUAGGAUCCACGGAGGGCUCCAAGCGGUUGCUUGACGAGGCAAUCCGUGCAUUCAGCCGGCUAGACAUUUUGGUGCUGAACGCAGCGACUAUGGGUUACGGUACGCUCGCGGACAUAACCGAGGACGCGUACGAGAAGCACUUCAAUCUGAAUGUGAAGGCACCCCUCUUCACAAUCAAAGCGGCUGCACCAUUGAUGACAGAAGGCGGACGAGUGAUCCUCUUUAGCACUUCGCUCACGCGCAACUCUAUGGUGCCCGCCAAUUAUCUCCUCUACGUCAGCACAAAGGGCGCAGUCGACCAGAUGACGCGUGUUCUUGCGAAGGACCUCGGUGCCAGAGGCAUCACGGUGAACACUAUCUCACCUGGUCCAAUCGAUACGGACAUGUUUCGCGCAGGAAAGAGCGAGGAUUUGAUUCAGUUCUUCGCAAACGGGCACCCUCAGAAGCGUAUUGGGGUACCCGACGAGGUUAGCCCGAUCGUCGCGUUCCUUGCGAGUCCACAGGCAAGUUGGGUGAACGGCCAAAACAUCAUGGUGAACGGAGGCUUCACUGUGUAGCAGCCUGGCUGACGAGCAUCUAAUGCGGAGUGUUGAUUCGCGAACACAUCAGAUGGCAUGUUAUCUUUAAAAGUAGACAGACUGUCCAUGAAAUGGAUCUAGUUGGUUGUAGACUCUUACCCCAGUGGCCGACCACUGUGCCUGCGCUGACGCACAGUAGCGUCGUUUGCGUUAUCAGUUUGUCUCGUGAUAAUUCGUAGCAGAAGCUGCAGGAACCUCAAGAGUCUGCUCUCAAGUCGUCUGUGGCGUCACAGACAGCCCGCAGACUCAGUAGCCGAUUGAGGGAACACGGAUCGACGCUCUGCGGCAACAUCAGCGCUAUUUGCCUCACUAGCGGUUUCUUUCGGAUCUGAGUUAUGAUGUAUGAAUUAUUAUCUCCCGCUGAACUCACCUAUUCUUUGAUGGCGCCUGCAACAUUCACAAUGCGGCUAGCAACAG